GAACAUGUACUGGCCGGGCCCCCUACAGGAGGCCCAGUGGUACCCCCCCUUAUUGGCUGCCCUGCCUAUAGAAUGAGGUAACUGGAUUUACUACCCUUAUGUUUCACUAACUGAGGACCAGGGGCGGACUGACAACUCAUGGGGCCCCCGGGCAAUAGGGGAUCAUGGGGCCCCUAUGUCCUUGCUCAAACUUAAAAAAGCCUAUGAAAGAGGUACCAGGGGCAUCUCAUGGGGCCCCCUAAUGACCCCGGGCCCUCAGGCAGUGCCCGAGUUUCCAAAUGGUCAGUCCGCCCUUGCUGAGGACUGAUUUCUAA
Messenger RNA from Staurois parvus, 314 nucleotides. NCBI's taxonomy places the organism in Eukaryota, Metazoa, Chordata, Amphibia, Anura, Ranidae. The record is from the annotation of a GenBank genome assembly.